AUGCCCCGGGCGACUGCUCUCGGGGUCCCAGUGCCCCUGCUGCUGCCUGUCCUGCUGCUGCUGCUACCGCCGCUGCCCCGCGGCGCCGGGGGGCUGGCGGAGCUCUCGGACGCCGCCCCGGACUAUUCGGCGCUGGAAGGCGAGGAGGGCGCGGAGCAGCAGCUGGAGCAUUACCACGACCCGUGCAAAGCCGCUGUCUUUUGGGGAGACAUUGCCUUAGAUGAAGAGGAUCUGAAGUUAUUUCACAUCAACAAAGCCAGAGACUGGAUCAAGCAGUCAGCAGAGGAAAGGGGACAUAGCACUGGUGGGCUGGAGAAGCAGCAAUCUGAGAGCCGGGAGAACGCAACCUCCACCAGGACCAGCGGCGAGGAAGCUAGAAGGGAUGGCGAGGAGAAUGCCAUGCUUCUGCCCAGCCCCAGGACCUCGGACGCCAGAACUGAGACCUUUUCUUCUCGGGUCCGAAGAGCCACAACCUCGAGGACAGAGAGAAUAUGGCCCGGAGGGGUCAUCCCCUACGUCAUCGGUGGGAACUUCACUGGUAGCCAGAGGGCCAUUUUUAAGCAGGCCAUGAGACACUGGGAGAAGCACACCUGUGUGACCUUCAUAGAAAGGACUGAUGAAGAGAGCUUUAUUGUGUUCAGUUACAGAACCUGCGGCUGUUGUUCCUACGUUGGGCGCCGAGGAGGAGGCCCACAGGCCAUAUCCAUUGGGAAAAACUGUGACAAGUUUGGCAUUGUGGCGCACGAGUUGGGCCAUGUGGUUGGGUUCUGGCAUGAACACACCCGGCCAGACAGAGACCAGCAUGUCACCAUCAUCAGAGAAAACAUCCAACCAGGUCAGGAGUAUAAUUUCUUAAAAAUGGAAGCUGGGGAAGUGAGCUCUCUGGGAGAGACGUACGACUUUGACAGCAUCAUGCACUACGCCCGGAACACGUUCUCAAGAGGAGUUUUCUUAGACACCAUCCUCCCCCGCCGAGACGACAAUGGCAUCAGGCCAACCAUUGGCCAGCGCGUGCGGCUCAGUCAGGGAGACAUAGCUCAAGCCAGGAAGCUGUACAAAUGCCCAGCGUGUGGGGAGACCCUGCAGGACACAACAGGAAAUUUUUCUGCACCUGGUUUCCCAAAUGGCUACCCUUCUUACUCCCACUGUGUCUGGAGGAUAUCGGUCACUCCGGGGGAAAAGAUCAUCCUAAACUUCACAUCCAUGGAUUUGUUUAAAAGCCGCCUGUGCUGGUACGACUAUGUGGAGGUCCGGGAUGGUUAUUGGAGAAAAGCCCCCCUGUUGGGUAGGUUUUGCGGUGAUGAAGUCCCGGAGCCCCUCAUCUCCACGGACAGCCGGCUCUGGGUGGAGUUCCGGAGCAGCAGUGGCAUCUUGGGCAGGGGUUUCUUCGCAGUGUACGAAGCUACGUGUGGGGGAGACAUUAACAAAGAUGCUGGUCAGAUUCAAUCUCCCAACUACCCGGAUGACUACAGACCUUCCAAGGAAUGUGUUUGGAGGAUUACGGUUUCGGAAGGGUUUCACGUGGGACUUACCUUCCAAGCUUUCGAGAUCGAAAGGCAUGACAGCUGUGCAUAUGACUACCUGGAAAUCCGCGACGGCCCCACGGAAGAGAGCGCCCUGAUUGGCCAUUUUUGUGGCUACGAGAAGCCGGAAGAUGUGAAAUCCAGCUCCAACAGAAUGUGGAUGAAGUUUGUGUCCGAUGGCUCUAUCAAUAAAGCGGGCUUUGCAGCCAAUUUUUUCAAGGAGGUGGAUGAGUGUUCCUGGCCAGAUCAUGGCGGGUGUGAGCAGCGCUGUGUGAACACUCUGGGCAGCUACAAGUGUGCGUGUGAUCCUGGCUAUGAGCUGGCUGCUGAUAAGAAGAUGUGUGAAGUGGCCUGUGGUGGUUUUAUUACCAAGCUGAACGGGACCAUCACCAGCCCUGGGUGGCCGAAGGAGUAUCCUACAAACAAAAACUGCGUCUGGCAGGUGGUGGCCCCUGCUCAGUACCGGAUCUCCCUUCAGUUUGAAGUGUUUGAAUUGGAAGGAAAUGAUGUCUGCAAGUACGACUUCGUGGAGGUACGCAGCGGCUUGUCCCCCGACGCCAGGCUGCACGGCAAGUUCUGCGGCUCUGAGAUGCCCGAGGUCAUCACCUCCCAGAGCAACAACAUGCGUGUGGAGUUCAAGUCGGACAACACGGUCUCCAAACGCGGCUUCAGAGCCCACUUCUUCUCAGACAAGGACGAGUGUGCCAAGGACAACGGCGGGUGCCAGCAUGAGUGCGUCAACACGUCUGGGAGCUACCUGUGCCGGUGCAGAAACGGGUACCGGCUCCACGAGAACGGGCGUGACUGCAAGGAAGCUGGCUGUGCACACAAGAUCAGCAGUGCAGAGGGGACCCUGGCGAGCCCCAACUGGCCCGACAAGUACCCCAGUCGGAGGGAGUGUACCUGGAACAUCUCUUCCACCGCGGGCCACCGGGUGAAACUCACAUUUAACGAAUUUGAGAUCGAGCAGCACCAAGAAUGUGCCUACGACCACCUGGAGCUCUACGACGGGCCCGACAGCCUGGCCCCCAUCCUUGGCCGUUUCUGUGGCAGCAAGAAACCGGACCCCAUGGUGGCUUCAGGCAGCAGCCUGUUCCUCAGGUUUUAUUCAGAUGCCUCUGUGCAGAGGAAAGGUUUCCAGGCGGUGCACAGCACAGAGUGCGGGGGCAGGCUGAAGGCUGAAGUGCAGACCAAAGAGCUGUAUUCCCAUGCCCAGUUUGGGGACAACAACUACCCGAGCCAGGCCCGCUGCGACUGGGUGAUCGUGGCGGAGGACGGCUACGGGGUCGAGUUGAUCUUCCUGACCUUUGAGGUGGAGGAGGAGGCCGACUGUGGCUAUGACUACAUGGACGCCUACGAUGGCUAUGACAGCACGGCGCCCAGGCUCGGCCGCUUCUGCGGCUCCGGGCCAUUGGAAGAGAUCUACUCUGCAGGAGAUUCUCUGAUGAUUCAGUUCCACACGGAUGACACCAUCAACAAGAAAGGCUUUCACGCCCGAUACACCAGCACCAAGUUCCAGGAUGCCCUGCACAUGAAGAAGUAA
Odobenus rosmarus divergens (Pacific walrus) is the source of this 3066-nucleotide messenger RNA. RefSeq names its product tolloid-like 2 (gene TLL2). The record is from RefSeq and is a predicted model, not a curated record. The transcript is spliced from 21 exons. Gene Ontology annotation, biological process: proteolysis. Gene Ontology annotation, molecular function: metalloendopeptidase activity; calcium ion binding; zinc ion binding. Bases 1 to 3066 code for a protein of 1021 amino acids. Lineage: Eukaryota; Metazoa; Chordata; Mammalia; Carnivora; Odobenidae.